UGCACUCCAUGCCGUGCGAGCUGUGGAACCUUAUAAAUUGCUCUGCUAUGUGAUCAUUAGCUCCAGCUGCUUCCAUGCCGGCCUUCGAUGAAGACCGCCGCUGCGUUCUUAUGAUGAAGGGCGAAGCGGUGCCAUAUUAAAGAUCUUGGCCUGCCAACAUGACGCAUUCCUGCCGAAGCAAGCAGUGAAGAGCGGGGUGUCUCUGGAUGUGCUCAGCUGGAGUCGGUUAGCGUUGGCCAAACUAACUUUGUCUUCGUUUGUGCCUGGUCGCUGGCCAUGGGCUUACUUCUCUGGUGAAGAUGAAGUGCAUCACGCGGCCACUUUCUGGAACUCAAGGCCCAAGUGAAGUACAUACGCACUAAUAUGAACAUCCUCGAGGCACUUAUAUUGAAGCUCGCAAGUUAGUGAACGCAUUCCUCGCCCCAUGCUUGCGGAGGAAGGUAUGUGGCACUACAUGACGUGGAGGCGCAGCAGUCUGCUCUUGCUGCUCUGGGGUAGCAGCAUACGCGGCCAUCUCUGUUGGAAGGUUAUUCACCGUAAAGAAGGAGAAGUGUGCGGAGUCAAAUAA
Messenger RNA from Amoebophrya sp. A25, 568 nucleotides. Lineage: Eukaryota; Dinophyceae; Syndiniales; Amoebophryaceae. The record is from the annotation of a GenBank genome assembly.